Messenger RNA from Agrilus planipennis (emerald ash borer), 742 nucleotides. RefSeq lists its product as uncharacterized. Bases 114 to 668 code for a protein of 184 amino acids. The transcript has 2 exons. The record is from RefSeq and is a predicted model, not a curated record. Lineage: Eukaryota; Metazoa; Arthropoda; Insecta; Coleoptera; Buprestidae.
AAAUGCAAAUUCUGUGUAAAUAAUUUUAAAAAUUAAUGAUUAGUAUAUAUUGAUCCAGUCUUCAUAACCACCUAUUCAUACUUCUAAAGUUCUCAACAACGAAAGCAGCAACAAUGGCAAAUGUACCAUGUACAUUAGUUUUGAAAUCUACUGAUACAUCAAUGGUAACACCUGACUCUGUCUAUGUUGCAGCGAAACAGAUGUUUAAAUUUGGUGUUAGAAUAAUUGAAAAACGAGAAAAUGUAGUAAUGGUUAAGCUAUCGUACACCCCGAGAGCUGAUACAAUGCUAAAAAAAUUAGGAAAUUUACCUAUCGUACAUUUAAAAUUACCGACGGAGGAUAAUAAUGAAUUGCAAAUAUUACAAAAACUAUAUCAAGGAUAUACAUUCAAUUUAAAGGGCGAUGAAGGAGAAAGUUUGCAAAUGGUGAAAGAUGAUACAAAAGAUAGGGUAAUGGUAAGUAUUGGAAGAGAAACAGACAAAAUAGUGACGCAGCAACCGCAAACAAGUGGAAAAAGAAUGAUCAAUCAAGUCAAUUCAGUGUCUGCAAAAACAAUGGAAAACGAAGGAAAAUGUAACAAAAAGAAAAAAAUGAAAACAUUAAAAAAUAGGAUGAUCAAAACAUGUUGGUGCAGUAGCAGCAACCGCAAUCGCCACACUAAGAAAUAGUAUGAUGAUGACGAAUUUAAUUUUAACAGUUAAAAAUAUUCAUUUCAAGAAUUGUAAUUUGCUCAUAAUUGAAU